AUGUCGAGGAUAAUCCCCAUUAUUCCUGGCUCAUCAAGUCUGACCAUGUCUGAGAGCUCAGUAGCUUAUCGUGAUGGUCCCCAACUCGGUGCCGAUGGCAAGCCGUUGCCGCUCGACUUCACCCAUUAUCUCUCCGAAGUGACAAAGCGUCGCCAGGCGAGCUCGAUGAAAAAGUACUAUCGAUUCUUUCAGAUUCCCGGAAUCAAGAAUCUUGCUGGCGGUCUACCAAACACCAAAUUCUUCCCCUUCGAAACUCUCGAAGCCCAAAGCGCAAAGCCGGAAAGAUGGCAACCCACCCCGAACCACCCCUCGCCGGGAACCGACAAAAAAGACCCGGCCGCCGCCGAGCCCGCUCACAUCACCGUCCCCACGGUCUCGGGUGAGGCCAACCCCAUGAAAAAAGUAGACGUCGCCACGGCCCUGCAGUAUGGCCAAGCAGACGGCUACCCUCCUCUCCUCGACUGGGUCCGCAAGUUCACCCGCGACCACCUCCACCCGGAUGCCCCCUACAGCGGCGGCCCUGAUGUGAUCCUCACCUGCGGCUCGACCGAUGGCUUCGCCAAGACGUUGGAGGCGUUCGUCAACCCCUGGAUCGACGGCCUGAACGACCCCCGGGAACGCCCGGGGAUGCUGUGCGAGACGUUUAUCUAUCCCCAGAUUCUUAGCCAGGCGGAGCCGAAGGGCGUGCAGAUUGUGCCGGUCAAGGCGGAUGAGAUCGGUAUGUUGGUUACGGGACCGGGUGGGCUUGAGGAUGUGUUGGCGAAUUGGGAUGCGUCGAAGGGGAAGAGGCCGCAUUUGAUGUAUACUGUGACCCUCGGCCACAACCCAACCGGCUUCGUCAUCCCCGUCUCCCGCCGCAAGGAAAUCUACGCCAUCUGCAGCCGCUACGACGUGAUCAUCGUCGAAGACGAGCCCUACUGGUACCUGCAAUUCCCAUCCGCCACCGCGGCCAACAUGGCCAAGGCCAAGGCAACCGGCCAGAAGCAUUCUCAACUCCCCCAAGAAGAAGUUUCCAAGCGCUCCGUCUCAACCGGCUUCCCCUUCCUCGACUCUCUCGCCCCCUCCUACAUCUCCAUCGACGUCGACGGCCGCGUCGUCCGCCUCGACACUUUUUCCAAAACCAUCGCGCCCGGCUGCCGUCUUGGUUGGAUCACCGCCCAGCCCGAGCUCAUCGACCGGUUUGUUCGUAUCGCCGAGACUUCGACUCAGCAACCUUCUGGUUUUGUGCAGUCUUUGGUGGCAGAGUUGGUGAUGGGGCCUCAGCCUGAGGCUCCCUCCUCCUCCUCUUCCUCUUCCUCUUCCUCUUCCUCCACUACCACCACCAGCACUACUACCUCCUCUUCCAGCAGCGGCUGGUCUCUAUUCCGCUCCAGUGCCCAACCCAAGCCAGCAAAAGAAACCACCCCCUCCGGCGAAGGCUGGCAAAUGACCGGCUGGGUCCGCUGGCUCGAAGGCCUGCGCGGGAUGUACGAGCGCCGCAUGAACCGGAUGUGCACGAUUCUCGACACCGGCUCUUCCCUGAUCUCUUCAUCCACCCGCUUGCGCGCCACCACCGGUGGUACCUCAGAAAAAGGAACCCCCGGCGACUGGGAAGUCAUAACCACCACGCCGCUGUACACCUACUCCUGGCCGGAGGGGGGCAUGUUCAUUUGGAUACGGAUGCACUUUGACACGCACCCUCUUUGGCAACAUCCUCUGUUCUUUUCCGGGGAAGGAGAGAAAACAAAGGUAAUCGACGGCCCCACGCUCGGUCUAGCCCUAAUGCUCUUCUUGAUGACCAAGCCGCACCUGGUCUUGGCUUCUGCGGGGAACAUGUUCGCCGCCACGCCCCAGAUCAGGGAGGAGAUCGGAUGGCAGUAUUUCCGGUUGUGUUUUGCGGCGGUGAGCGAGGAGGACGUGGAUAGCGGUGCGCAGCGGUUUGUGGAUGGCGUGAGGGCGUUUUGGAAGAUUACGGAUGCGAGGGUGAUUGAGAAGUUGGUGGAGGAGCUGGGGAAGGCUGAUACUUCCGAAGAAGAGGUGGUGGCGAGGGUUAUGGGGCAGGAUAUGGAGGGGGGCGUUAUGGGCCACAUUGGUACCAACCUAAAGUUUGAGGCGGAUGAAGACUUUGAUAUCAGAUGA
This is a messenger RNA of Neurospora tetraspora, 2118 nucleotides long. Its product is annotated as pyridoxal phosphate-dependent transferase. Gene Ontology annotation, molecular function: pyridoxal phosphate binding; transaminase activity. Gene Ontology annotation, biological process: biosynthetic process. The transcript is spliced from 4 exons. Bases 1 to 2118 code for a protein of 705 amino acids. The record is from RefSeq and is a predicted model, not a curated record. NCBI's taxonomy places the organism in Eukaryota, Fungi, Ascomycota, Sordariomycetes, Sordariales, Sordariaceae.